AUGACGGUCCCAAAUGAGUCGACGCGUCUGCUCAACUCGAAUUACAAGAGUAUGGGCAGUACUACACCAGCGGCGCCGUUUGCAUCGGCAUUGACAAUUUCGUCGCAAAUUGCUGCCGAGCAGGCGGCAGACGGCACCACCACCAAUGGUGACGGAUCAGCAGCGGCGACCUCGGAGGCUUCGUCCAUCCGGCUGCCGCAGGCUAUAGCGCAUCGCGGAUACAAGGCCGCCUUUCCAGAAAACUCUCUGGCGGCUUUCCGCAGCGCCGUGGAGAUUGGCGCCCACGCUAUAGAGACGGACUUGCACCUAUCCAGAGACGGAGUUGUCGUCUUGUCGCAUGAUGCUUCGCUCAAGAGAUGUUUUGGCAUUGACAAAAAAGUCGCCGACUGCGACUGGUCCUAUCUGAGUACUCUGCUCACAUUGCGUGAGCCCAAGCAAUCGCUGCCACGUCUGAUUGAUCUGCUCGAGUACCUCGCAAAACCAGAUGCAGAACACAUGUGGUUAUUACUUGAUGUAAAGACGCAUGAUGAUGCCAACCAAAUCCUGGCCGGCAUCGCAAAAGCCAUAGCCUCUGUGCCCUCGAAACGACCUUGGACUGAUCGCAUCAUGGUCGGCUGCUGGGAUGCCAACUACGUCAGGCUGUCCCUCAAACACCUUUCCGGGUUUCCCUUGGCGUACAUUGGCGCCGACCUGGGCUACGCCAGCGCCCUGCUCCACGCCGUCCCCCACAUGAACUUCAAUCUGCUGCAGACCGUGGUCGCGGGCCCCUGCGGCCGGCGCUUUCUGCUCAAGGCCCGCCGCCACGGCCGUGCCGUCUUUGUCUGGACCGUCAACACCGUCGGCUGGAUGGAGUGGGAUAUUCGCCACGAGCUCGACGGCGUCGUCACGGAUGAUCCCAAGCUGUACCUCGAGGUCUGCGAUCGCUGGAAAGACCAGCCCAAUGGGCAGAGCAGUGGGCCCGUAGAGAGGAAAAAGGUAGAGCAGCGGGCCAAGAGAUAUGCCCUUUGGACUCCACGAAUGAUCUUUGAAAUGUCGUUGCUCACAUUGUUGGUGGUAAUAUUUCUAAUCUUCCUUAGGCUGAGAUAUGGCAUGCCAAAGAAACGAGUAGAGAAGUCUCUUAGUGGUUAG
Molecule: messenger RNA, 1128 nt
Organism: Pestalotiopsis fici W106-1
Lineage: Eukaryota; Fungi; Ascomycota; Sordariomycetes; Amphisphaeriales; Sporocadaceae
Exons: 5
Coding region: 1-1128 (375 amino acids)
Biological process (GO): lipid metabolic process
Molecular function (GO): phosphoric diester hydrolase activity
Source: RefSeq, a predicted model, not a curated record